GGGGCGGCGGCGAUUGGUUCCGCCUCGCCUGCCCCUGCGGGCAGAGUGGCCUCCCUCGGCGCCCUCCGCUCCCCCAGCCCGGCGGCGCUCGCCUUCAACACCGCCCUUCUGGAGGCGGCGGGGACUGGUAAAAAGGCAGGGCUGGGCCCGUGGCUGGGGAGUUGCGGUCCCGGCGGAGGCUCCCACCGUCUGGCACGGCGAGAGCAUGAUCGGCCGGAAUGAAUCUUGCAGCUCUGAACAGAUCCCAAUGUCUUACAUCGCGUGCCUGCUGUACAUAUUGGAAGGAUUGACUGGCGUGCAGCACUUGGAAGAUUAUCUGAAUUAUGUAGCAUACCUUUUGUGGCUGUUUGCGCCUCUCGUUGUGUCUUUUAUCCUUCCUGGACUUAUCCUCUUGCUCCUGUAUGCUAGUGUUAUCAUCCUUCAUAUUUAUAAGAGACGAACUGACCUAAAAGAGGCAUAUUCCAAUGAUUUCUGGGAUGGCGCCAGGCAAAUGUUGGCAACUCUAUGGUAUGGGCAUGCCAAGAUAUGGAAUGAAUUAUUUAGGUGGAUGUACGAAAAUUUCCGCUUGCCCAUCGUCCCGCUGUAUGGGAACUUUCCCGUCAAACUGCGCACCUUUCUCGGGGAACCUAUUCCAUAUCAGCCCAGAGUGUCUUCCGAGGAACUGGCCGAACAGGCAAAGAGCGGAGUCCAGUUUUUAAUAAACAAACAUCAGAAACUGCCGGGGAACGUCUUCAGAGCUCUAAUGGAACGAUUCACGAUACAGAAAAAAGAAGAUUAGCACAAUCUGGGAAUGAUACAUAGCUGUAAAGUAUUUUAAAAUUACGUUUUCGUCUCGAAUCUCAAACGUGACAUUUGAGAAGGUUCUUACUGUAUUCUGCUUGUUUUCUGCAGUUGUACAGUUUUAUAGAGAAGAUGAAUCACCCCUCCCCCCACACAGACCACCACUGUUAAAUCCAGAACUCAACUUUUACAGAUUAAUUCUUCUUAAAAGUGCAAUAUUUUCUGUGUAGUGAGUUAUAUUGUGACAUCUUAAGCUUCACGAGAAUGGGUGGAACGUUGGCUCUUUCAACCCUCACUUUACUCUCUUGUACAACAAAUGAUAUUUUUUGGAAUUAAAUGUAAUGGCCAUGCUGGCGGGUCUGAUGGGAAUUGUAGUCCAUAACAUCUGGAGUGCCAAAGGUUCGCCACCACGGGCAUAGUGGAUAAAGGGCUGCAGUGGGAUUGAAGGGAUGGAGGUUGAAAUCUGCAUUUGCCAUGAAACAGGCUGAGCUUGGUCAGGCAUGUUCUCUUAUCCUAACCCACCUCGCUGGGUUGUUGUGAGGACAAAAUGUAGAUGGGGAGAACAAAGUAUAGAAAUGCACUACAUAAAUACGUAAUUAUUUUAUUUAAAUGAGUGUUUCCUGAUUUCUAGUAUUAGGUGCUGUAAUACAGAGGCUCCAUCUUGCUCAGGUUCGGGUUUUUGUUAUGUGGGAAAUUAAAGGGAGUGCUGUUAAUCUAAGCAUACUUCAAAAAUAUCCUUCAAAAAGACUUCUUUUUCUGUGUUUGAGGAAAUGAUUUGAAGCAACGGGCUGUUGUAAGCUUUCUGGGCUGCAUGGCUGUAGUCUGAUAGUAUUUUCUCCUAAUGUUUCUCCCACAUAACAUUUCGCCCACAUAAUAUUCUUUCGAGUAGGCUAGUGAAAUGUGGACUAGACAAUGCUACUAUUAGAUGGAUUUGUAACUGGUUGAUUGACCGAACUCAAAUGGCUCAUCUUCAUCCUGGAGAGAAGUGACAAGAGGGGUGCCACAGGGUUCUG
Messenger RNA from Sphaerodactylus townsendi, 1793 nucleotides. RefSeq names its product transmembrane protein 68-like. Gene Ontology annotation, cellular component: membrane. The record is from RefSeq and is a predicted model, not a curated record. Lineage: Eukaryota; Metazoa; Chordata; Lepidosauria; Squamata; Sphaerodactylidae. The transcript has 4 exons. The coding region runs from base 206 to 778 and encodes 190 amino acids.